AUGAAUGCAGUCAACUCCCUGAGGUCUCUCAAAGCUUUUCCUGAAGUAUGCAAAUUCUCAAUAUCUCCACAGGCCAAAGUCCCUUUCUGCACAAUGCAAUAUGAACGUUUAUUCAACAGCUGUCGCGUUCCUGGCGAAGAGUGCGACAAGUUCUUCCACUGGGAUGAUGCAAAACAUGUAGCGGUUUAUAACAGAGGCUGUUGGUUCAAGCUCAUCGUACACAAUGGCAAACGAUAUCUCGAAGCCUGUGAAUUACAAGAACAGUUCGACGCAAUCUUGAACCAAGAGCUUGCUCCACAUCCAGCUGAG
Molecule: messenger RNA, 309 nt
Organism: Cooperia oncophora
Lineage: Eukaryota; Metazoa; Nematoda; Chromadorea; Rhabditida; Trichostrongylidae
Source: the annotation of a GenBank genome assembly